AAGUGCAGCCGGUGAGUGUUCAGAGACCACCGUGAGAGUUUAACUUUCCGCCUCACAGGAAACACAGACGAGGCCACAGAGACGCCGACAGAUGCAUGAUGGGACUGAAGACGCCGCUGCUCGCCUCUCUGCUCGGCGUUCUGGGGGUGAUGUUGGUGGCAGGCGUCCGUGACGCCGGCUUCCUGCCUGGAUCGCCGCGCAACAUCAGCAGGAACGACCACGACCUGCAGCGGAUCGUCCUCACUGCCGCCUACUCCUACAACAACCAAUCAAACGACGCCUUCCUCUUCAGACCCUCCGCCGUCCGCAGAGCGCAGCGGCAGGUUGUUAAAGGGAUUCGGUACAUUGUGGAUUUAGAGAUUUCCAGAACCGUCUGCCGCAAACGAGACAACAACACAAAUCUGUCCGACUGUGACUUUCAGCCUGAAGGUCGUCUGCACCAGACAUUUCACUGCCACUUUGAGGUUUGGUUGAUUCCCUGGCAGAAUAAGACCAAGAUCCAGGGUUUGCUCUGUAAACCCUAAAACCACCAGCUGCCUCCAGCCUUCGUCCAUCAUCCUCCAUUAUAUUCAUCCUUCAUCAUCCUCAUCCUCACAGUGAGGCUUCAUCCACCUGUCUGACCUGCUGCUCUACACAUCUGUAAAACUAAACUUUUCACAGUAAAAAGAAAUCAAUCAAACCUUUUGGAGUUUUUCAUUCACAUAUUUCAACAUUCAGAGACACGUGCUGAGGAGGAACUGUGCUGCCACCUGCUGGUCAGGAGGGAGAACAGCAGCAACAAACACAAACUCUGGAUUUAAUCAAAACUGAGUUCAGAACACAAUUUAAAUUUCCAACAUUUCUUUUGCCUUCAGAUAAAAACG
Molecule: messenger RNA, 863 nt
Organism: Chelmon rostratus (copperband butterflyfish)
Lineage: Eukaryota; Metazoa; Chordata; Actinopteri; Chaetodontiformes; Chaetodontidae
Product: cystatin-F-like
Exons: 4
Coding region: 96-524 (142 amino acids)
Biological process (GO): negative regulation of microglial cell activation; positive regulation of myelination; immune response
Cellular component (GO): lysosome; late endosome; endoplasmic reticulum
Molecular function (GO): cysteine-type endopeptidase inhibitor activity
Source: RefSeq, a predicted model, not a curated record